Molecule: messenger RNA, 1681 nt
Organism: Nerophis lumbriciformis (worm pipefish)
Lineage: Eukaryota; Metazoa; Chordata; Actinopteri; Syngnathiformes; Syngnathidae
Gene: ctsba
Product: cathepsin Ba
Biological process (GO): regulation of catalytic activity; proteolysis
Molecular function (GO): cysteine-type endopeptidase activity
Source: RefSeq, a predicted model, not a curated record
UCACAUGAGCAGAGUUCAUGUGACUAGUCACGUGACCGAAUGUCCUAAAUGGCAGCAGUGACUUGAGUGGGUGACAGUUUCGAUUUAGUUUGCAGUCCUGACAGUCCGGGGAGCCUCAAGGAGCCGAAGGAGUCACUUCAACAGCUGACAAAGUAGACGCAGGCAAUAUGUCGCGAGCAGCCCUCCUCUUCUUGGCUGCCACCUUGUCGGUGAGCACGGCCAAACCCCACCUCCACCCACUGUCCGCUGAGAUGGUGGACUACAUCAACAAAAUUAACACUACCUGGAAGGCUGCUCGCAACUUCCCUAAUGUUGACUACAGCUAUGUUAAGAAACUGUGUGGAACUAUGCUCAAGGGACCCAAACUUCCUGUCAUGGUUCAAUAUGCUGGGGGUGUGAAGCUGCCUAAGGAUUUUGACUCCAGGCUACAGUGGCCUGACUGUCCAACACUGAAGGAGAUCAGAGAUCAGGGCUCAUGUGGCUCCUGCUGGGCCUUUGGCGCUGCAGAGGCUAUAUCUGACCGAGUGUGCAUCCACAGCAAUGCAAAGGUCAGCGUUGAGAUCUCCGCAGAGGACCUGCUAACCUGCUGCGAGGGUUGUGGCAUGGGAUGUAAUGGUGGCUACCCUUCAGCUGCCUGGGACUUCUGGACCCAAGAUGGACUGGUCUCUGGUGGGCUGUAUAAUUCCCACAUUGGUUGCCGUCCUUACACAAUAGCGCCUUGUGAACACCACGUGAAUGGUACAAGACCUCCCUGCUCCGGGGAAGGUGGAGAAACACCCAAGUGCGUCCUCAAGUGUGAAUCUGGAUACUCCCCGACCUACGCCAUGGACAAGCAUUUUGGCAAAACAUCGUACAGCGUGCUGUCAGAUGAGGAGCAGAUUAAAUCUGAGGUAUUCAAAAACGGCCCAGUAGAAGGAGCCUUCACCGUGUAUGAAGACUUUGUUCUAUACAAGUCUGGGGUGUACCAGCAUGUGUCUGGGUCCAUGCUGGGCGGACAUGCCAUCAAGAUACUUGGCUGGGGGGAGGAGGAUGGCGUACCCUAUUGGCUCUGUGCCAACUCCUGGAACGUUGACUGGGGUCAUAAUGGAUUCUUUAAAAUCCUGCGUGGAUCAAAUCAUUGUGGCAUUGAGUCUGAGAUUGUGGCAGGCAUCCCCAAAUAGAACCAAAGGUUUUGACUGUUCUCAUUCAACAUGUACUCACUAGAGAGCGACACACCCCACCCCCUACACUGGAACUCACAUUUUGUUGGCAUCCCUGAUUACCUUUCCUUUGGCAGCAGGAGCAAAAACAUUAGUUUGCAUUUUUAGGUGUCUCUUAGAAUGUCUGCAACCACUGUAUGUGCCUGAACACAAGCGUGUUCUUUUUGUAAAAGUGUGUCUAAUGUGAAGUUUGCACAAGUGGACAGUCACAAAUGUGCUUUUCAUGUUUGACUUUUCCAUUAGCUUGCGUCUCAAGUUGUAUCGAUAUGGAUAUGUAACUGCCAGUUUCAUGGUUCAAUGUCAUUUUUGGGAUGUAUUCUCUGUAUCUGGCAUGCUAAUGAUUUUAAAUGUUAUCAUGAGAGUAAUUAUAUGUAUUUUAAUAAGGAGUAAAAUGAAAAGUUGCAUGUUUUUCUCAUCUGCCUGAAUUGAACAAACUAUUGGCAUACACAUGUUAGCUCUGGAAUAAAAGUGUUUGGAUCUGA